This is a messenger RNA of Helicoverpa zea (corn earworm), 1529 nucleotides long. RefSeq lists its product as uncharacterized. The transcript is spliced from 5 exons. The record is from RefSeq and is a predicted model, not a curated record. NCBI's taxonomy places the organism in Eukaryota, Metazoa, Arthropoda, Insecta, Lepidoptera, Noctuidae. Bases 87 to 1487 code for a protein of 466 amino acids.
CACAAAUACACGAACUGACACAAGCACGUGUGUGUAGUGAGCGAGAGUCAAAAUAACACGAUUGCGGUUGUAUAGUUUAUUAUUUUAUGGUCCAAAAGCAUAAUUCAAUCAUGGCAUCUGAUCAUGAAUUAUCACCAUCUCCAGGCAAAAAGAGACGAAGAAAAAAUAAUUCAAUCACGGAAUCUGGAGACGAGCUAUCACCGUCAUCACCACCGGUAAAGAAACGAAAAGAAAAUGGUACAGAAGGUGAAAAGUAUUUGUCUAAGGAAGAAAUAAAUACAGAUUCUGAAUCUGAAGAAAGUCAUGCUGCGGCACCGGUGAGAAGGGUGCAAAAACCUAUGAAACUUGACGAUAUACUAAAAGAUAUCGACGAUAUUAGUGAGCCAUCUUGUAUGGAUAGAAUACUUAUGUAUUUAGGGGAACUGAAUGACGAGGACUAUUUCUUCAUGGAGACACUAGUAUAUAAAUUGCACGGAGAAAAAAUUACAUGGGAACAACCCUGGUAUCAACAAUCUAACUCACUCUCUAGGCCACUUAAAGAUAAUAAUAAUGAAAGUGCACAGCAACCGUAUAGGACAGACACAAUAUGUAAAGCUGAAUCAGAGAAGAUUCAAGAGAAUUGGGAUGAAUUCAGAAGGCUGUAUGGAGUUCCGGAUAAAUUAAUUUGCUUGGCUCGUUGGAAAAACAAAGAUAAAAGUCGACUACCAAAUACACCUGUUGAAUUAGCAAGACGUUUUGUUGUUGCUUACUUGGCCCGUGGACUGGAAAGAACAAUUUAUCAAGUAUUCAGACAUAUUAUGACUUAUUUCGGAGGCUCCAAUAAAGGCCCUUACUCUGAUGUUGAAGAAAAAAUCAUGAAAGUUUGCUUUACGCACCAUCCCAACAACUCUGUAACAUUGUUGUCUAGGGUUCUAUGCAGAGAGCCUAGAGGAAUAUACAAGAGAUUAGAGCAAUUGUUUCAGGGAAAACCAGAAAAGAAGAAAGUAAAAUGGACUCUACCGCUAGCUACUAAACUUCUUAGGUUACUCCUAAAAUAUACAGAAUUACCUCUUGAAGAUUUAAAGUACAGAAAAAUUGAUAAAUCUGUUUGGUUGAAAAUUGAAAAGAAAUUUGAUCAUCAUUAUAUUCACAUACAAGCAUUUUGGUAUGCAUAUCUUCAUGUUCAAAUAUUCGUCAAAGAGACUUUGAAAAUAAACAAAUUGAGGAGACAGGUAUUCAAAAGAUUAAAGUCCUCAUCUUAUGAAGUUUGGACUGACAUUCGAUGGAAAGAUUUAGUGAAGCAAUUUCCAGAUGGAAUGACACAUAGGUUUCUAUAUGCAGUAUCUCGACUAGUGGUUUGCAAAAUACCUGGGUAUUUAAAAAAACCUCUACCUGAUAUUGCGGAUCGCGCCUUAGUUAAACUCCAGGCAAAAAAGUUUCGUAAGCGUCGUCUCAGAACACUACAAUUAAACGAAAAUGGAGAACUAGAAGAGAUUAAGUACAGUUGAGACAAAGGUUACUAAUAAAUAUUAAUUUGUUUGUUAAUUUAA